CGGUUUAAAUUUUAAAGAUAACUGACAAUAGCGUACAGUAUACCGGUGAUUUGUGUAUUGUUUGAGAACAUUAAAUAAUGUAGGUUGUUUUAAUAAUACGAGUUAAUGAAUUAUUGCACAAAAAAGUGAUACCGAUGAUGAAAUUUUGAUCAGUAAAUUAAGUGAAUAAUUUAAUUUCGAAAAGUAUUUGAAAAUGGAUAGUUUUAACAAUUCUCCAGUGGAGUCUCAUGACCAUUUACCACAAUCUGGUGAAGAAAUGGACAAACAGCGACAUAAGACGCUUGCUUAUGAGUACUUAUGUCAUCUUGAGGAAGCGAAAAAGUGGAUGGAAUCAUGUUUACGAGAAAAACUUCCCCCAAGUACGGAAUUGGAGGAGAAUUUGCGAAAUGGAGUAUAUUUAGCUAAACUUGGACAUUUUAUGGUUCCUGAGGCUCUUCCAUUAAACAAAAUUUAUGACAUCGAGCAGAAACGAUAUAAUGUUGCUGGUUUGCAAUUUCGACACACGGACAAUAUAAACCAUUUUUUGAAAAGUUUGAAAAUAACAGAACUACCUAUAGCUUUCCAACCUGAAACAACAGACAUUUACGACAAGAAAAAUAUGCCAAGAGUUAUAUAUUGCAUUCAUGCAUUAAGUUCGCAUUUAUUUAAAUUGGGCAAAGCUCCUCAAAUUCAGGAUUUAUAUGGAAAAGUAAACUUUACAGAGGAUGAAAUUAAUGCUGUUAGUAAAGAAUUAAAAAAAUACAAUAUUCAAAUGCCACUUUUUCAAAAAAUUGGUGGUCUAUUGACUAAUAAUAUGGAAGAAGACACUGCUGCAUUACACGCUGCAAUAAUUGCUAUCAAUCAAUCUAUUUUCAAUCAGGAUCAAGAUGCAAUGCUAACCCAAAUGCAAACUAAAGAUGCUCAUUUAAACAAUAUUAAGGCUGACAAUAUAAACUGCUAUUACGAAGCUUUAGUUACAGCAAAGCAGAUGAAAGCAGAGGCUGUACUCAAUAGGUCAUUUAAUGAAAGUUAUGUACCUGAUGCAUAUGAUGAACUUCUUUCACAAGUCGAAAUUCAGGGGCACAUAAAUCAAGUUAAUGUUCAAUUUGCUUUACAAAAUGUAAAAGAAUCUGUAUGUUAUGACAACAAAUCUUUAAUAUCUGCAUUAAAAGAUCCAGUGCUUCAAAUUGCGAAUAUUUCUUACGAGAAUGUUGCUAUUUACAAGGAAAAACUUGUCAAAUUGAUAAAAAACUCGGAGUGGGAAAUAGAAAAUUAUCAGUAUUUACAAAAAAUUCUUCAAGAAGCCGUGAAUGAAGCAAAUAUUGUUUCCUUGCAGAUGAUCAAGAAAGAGAAAGUUUUAAAUGAAGUAAAUCAAGCUCUACAAAAUGAUGACUUUCAACAAUUUUGUGAAGCUUUAUUUAAUCCUUCUUUGGGUUUGUUAAAUAAAGUUGAUGAAUUUGCUUUGCCUUUAUUUUUUGAAGAAAUGAAAAUCGAUUGUACCGAGUCGCAAAGAAGUGUAUCUUAUACAGAUAUUGUGGUCAGCAUUCGAGUUUUGUCAACCAUUGCAGCGAUAACAAAAGCUAUAGAAACAGGAAGUGCUAUAUUAACAUAUCAAGCCUUAUCUUGUCCUGAAGCACAUGUCAUGGAUUUAGAAGAAGAGAAUAAAAUAAAAUAUUUUCAAGCAUUAACGGCGGUAUGUUAUGAAAAACAAAUAUCAAAUGAUAGAUGUCGACUAUUAACAUACAAUGAUAUACAAGAAAGUGUCGAUCUCGUAAAUCAACAAUGCUCAAAUGACAAUGAAGUUUUGGAGGCAUUACAACAUUUAAAUGCAGCUGUAAAAAGUAACAAUCGUGACGAAAUGAUGAGAAUUUUGCAAAGCUCAUUAUUAAGAUUAAAAAGACUUGUGUCAUAUUCUGAUACUUCUCUCUACUUAAAGAUAUUUAAAAAAUGCCUUGAAGAAAAACAUUCAGAUGGAUCCGAACUGUGGUUAGAAGAUGUUGAAGAAGUCACGGAUACGGUGGCUAAAGAAGCAAAAAAUGUUCAAUCAGCAUGUGCCUUAUUAUCCCAAAUCCAUAAAGGAUUAGAAAAUAACUUUUCUUUUACUACAAAUUGGUUGAAAAUGAUUGGUUUACAAAUUCUAGAGAGAAAUGAAGAAAAAUAUAAUGCAGCUUUUGUAACGCUUUUUAAAGAAAAGCAAAAAAAUCGUAGUUGUCCUUACGUUCGUUAUAUUACGUCUAAAGGCAAUGAAUCAUUUUUAGACUUGGAAAAUUUUAGUUACACUUGGGACCAACCAUCAAACGAAACAGGAUCAUUCUACUUCACGUACGAAGACAUUCGGAAUUUAGUAAGACAAGUGAAUAAUGAGACACUGGAUAAUGUAUCACACAAUAAUGUGGAACCUACAAUUAUUUUACUUCAAGCACGAAUUAGAGGAUAUUUACUACGUAAAAGUAUUUCUGAUAGAUUUACAUAUUUUUACAAUAAUAUUGAAAAAGUGAUAAGAAUCCAAACUUGGUGGCGAGAGAUUUUAGCAAGAAAGUACAAUGAAAAUUUGCUCGAUCCAAAAUUUAAACUCGAUCGAGAGGGAGAAAUAACAUCAUUAAAGUACUUCAAGAAACAUGAAGAUAAAGUUCUUAAAAUUCAAGCUUUGUGGCGCGGCACAGUAGCCAGAAAAGCAUUUCAGUCGCUUUUACAUUUAGAUAAACCACCAUUUACAGUAGUGAAGCGAUUUUCUGCAAUUCUAAAUUUCAAUUCUGAAGAUUACGACAAAGAUCUUCAAUUGCAACAUUUAAAAAAUGAUGUGGUUCAAUUGAUUCGACAUAACCAAAAUUUAUCUCAAUUGUUGGACAGUAUGGAUAUAAAAAUUGGACUCUUAAUUCAAAAUAGGAUAACUUUAAAGGAUGUCGUCGCACAUGGAAAAAAUUUAGAAUCUUUAGCGAAAGCAAAAUAUAUCAAAAGUCAUCGUAAAGAUUCAUUUUCUGAAUCAACAAUUUCGAAAGGACUGAGAUCACUUACCAAAGAAGGACGUAAAAUGCUCGAAGGAUAUCAACAUUUAUUUUAUGCAUUACAAACGAAUCCAACAUAUUUAUCUAAAUUACUAUUUUUAUUACCACAAAGUAAAUCGAACAAGUUUUUGCAAAAUGUUAUUUUAACUGUUUUUAAUUUCGGUUCGAACAUUAGGGAGGAGUAUUUGCUUUUAAAACUUUUGGGAACUGCACUUAGAGAGGAAAUAAGGUGUAAAUUUGAAAAACCUUCAGAGGUAGUAACAGGGAAUCCUCUUGUUCUAAAAAUGGCUGUUAAUUAUGCCAGGCAAAUAAAUGGUCAACGAGCAUUGCGGCAAAUUCUUGGACCUUGUAUUGAGAAAAUUCUCUCGGAUAAAACUAUAAAUAUUGAAACAAAUCCUGUUGACAUUUACAAAUGUUGGCGUAAUCAACUCGAAAUGGAAACUGGAGAGGCUUUAGACCUUCCUUACACGGUUACUCAUCAACAGGCUUUGCAAUAUGACGAAGUCAGACAAAGAUUGAACAGUGGUUUGAAAUUACUGCAAAUUACAGUGCAAGAACUUUUAUCACGAAUAAUUGCUUCAAAAAAUUUAAUUCCUUAUGGAAUGUUGUAUAUGUCGAAAGUUCUAAAUGAAACACUAUCUGAAAAAUUUCCAAAUGCACUAGAAAAAGAUAUGUUGAAAGUUAUUGGAAAUCUCAUUUACUAUCACUUUAUUAAUGCAGCGAUAGUAGCUCCAGAUGCUUUUGAAAUAAUAUCAUUGCCCGUUGACAAAUCUUUAUCAAAUGAUCAAAGACGAAAUCUUGCAAGCAUUGCGAAAAUUUUGCAGUUUGCAGCAUCUAAAAAAGGAUUUGGUGAUGAAGCAACACAUUUGGUUUGCUUAAAUCCAUUUAUAAUAGAAUGCCAUGAGAAGUUUAAAAAUUUCUUUCGAUCUUGUUGUGAAAUAGAAGAAAUUGAUGAGCAUUUUAAAAUUCAUGAAUAUACAGAGGCUACUUUAAUUGAAAAGCCUGAGAUAUAUAUCUCUUUGCAGGAAAUAUGCGAUACCCAUGGUCUUGUGGAACAAUAUCAAGAGCAAAUUGCUCCAAAUCCAUUAGAUUCUCUACAUGAACUUCUUGAAGAUUUGGGUCCCACGCCUACUGUUGCAUCAUUAUUGGGACUAAACAAUUCGACAGAUGAAAAAAUCUUAUUUCGACAUGGAAAAACUGAAGUUUGCUUGACACUUACUAAUAAAUUUGAAAUUCCGGAGAAUGAAGAUUCAAAUUUAAAUAAACUGUUUAUCAAAACAAAGGAGCUUUUAGUUUCAUGCAUACGGUUUUUGCAGGGGAAUACAUUAUCUGAAGCACUGGAAUCUACUCCGUUACACAUCCAAGAAAAAUUGCCUGAUGAUCAUUAUUUAUCGAUGACUUCUAAUUUUAAUACAGUUCAUAACAGUCUGCCUCUAAACGAUUGCAAAUUACAACUUCGUUCAUAUCUAAAUAAACUUGAACUUGAUGGUUUGGUAACAGAAAAAGAUGGUUAUCAAAACAUUAUAACAGCAGUGGCAAAAGAUUUGUGCAAUAAAGGAAAAUAUCGAGUUUUUCGAAACAAAGAAUUGCAAACAUUACAGGAAACGAAACAGCAACUCGAAGAGAAAUGUAACUACUAUAAAGAGCAAGUGGAAUAUUACAACCAAUAUAUUCAAAAAUGUCUCGAAAAUCUUCAUACUGGAAAAGGUUCUCUACACGCCUUAAAAUUGAAUAAAAAACACAAUCAUGGAAAAUUGAAAUCGAAAACAACAUUGAGGUAUACUGGAGCUAAAUUACAGGAAAAAGGUGUUCUUCUGGAAAUAGAAGGCCUCCCUCAUAGUCAGUUCAAAAACGUGAGUUUUGAGAUUGCACCCACUGAAAACAAUGGAGUUUUUACUGUAAAAGGAAAAUUUAUGGGUGUUGAAAUUGAAAAAAUUGAUAUUGAUAUUCAAAAGCUUUUAGAACUUCAAUUUGAAGGUUAUCCGGUUAUGAAUAUGUUUGGUAGAGCAAAAAUUAAUGUUAAUUUAUUACUAUUUUUAUUAAAUCGGAAGUUUUACGGUAAAUUUUAAUAUUUUUGUGUCAUUUUUAUAAAUAUGUUUAAUUUAAUUUAUUUUAAUAAUUAAUGUACGAU
Molecule: messenger RNA, 5115 nt
Organism: Leptopilina heterotoma
Lineage: Eukaryota; Metazoa; Arthropoda; Insecta; Hymenoptera; Figitidae
Product: ras GTPase-activating-like protein IQGAP1
Exons: 26
Coding region: 194-5053 (1619 amino acids)
Biological process (GO): regulation of GTPase activity; regulation of actin cytoskeleton organization
Cellular component (GO): cytoplasm
Molecular function (GO): actin filament binding; GTPase activator activity; calmodulin binding
Source: RefSeq, a predicted model, not a curated record